UUCAAAUUCUUGAAAAAAACCUUAUCUUUCCGCCUUAGCCAUAGCAAAAACCAUGGCUUCUUCUUCAGUUUCUUCUCUUCAUUUUCUCUUCGUCACCCCUCAAACCCCUUCUUCUCUAAAACCCAAUUCCACACUUUCCUUCUUCUCUCUUCCUUCCUCUUCUCUGAAUCUUUCUUUAUCUUCUUCUUCAACAGGCCUUUGUUCAAUUAAGCCUUUUGAAUCUUCGUUUACGACUCGCGUUGCGCUAUCUGAUUUUGACCAAUUGGAAGAUGAUGUUGAAGUAGCAGAACAACCCCGUUUUUCUGAAGACCUUAAACUCUUUGUUGGUAAUUUGCCUUUCAGUGUUGACAGUGCUGCUCUUGCUGGCCUUUUCGAACGUGCUGGAAAUGUCGAAAUGGUUGAGGUUAUAUAUGACAAGCUCACUGGAAGAAGCAGAGGGUUUGGUUUUGUGACAAUGUCUACGAAAGAGGAAGUUGAAGCUGCUGAACAACAAUUCAAUGGAUAUGAAAUUGACGGGAGGGCAAUAAGGGUGAACGCAGGGCCAGCACCAGCCAAAAGGGAGAAUUCUUCGUUUGGAGGUGGAAGGGGUGGAAAUUCUUCAUAUGGAGGUGGAAGGGACGGGAAUUCUUCUUUUGGAGGUGCACGGGGUGGGAGAAGUGUUGACAGCAGCAAUAGAGUAUACGUAGGAAACCUCUCGUGGGGUGUCGAUGACCUGGCACUUAAAGAAUUGUUCAGUGAGCAAGGCAAUGUUGUGGAUGCCAAAGUAGUCUAUGAUAGAGAUAGUGGUAGAUCAAGGGGCUUUGGAUUUGUAACAUACAGUUCGUCCAAAGAGGUCAAUGAUGCAAUUGAUAGCUUGAAUGGUGUUGACCUUGAUGGCAGGUCCAUACGCGUAAGCGCUGCUGAAGAACGGCCCAGGCGUCAAUUCUGAAUGUGUUAAACUACAUCUUUUUGACUGAGGAAAAGCUUGAGGGCUUCGUAACGAUGAAAAUUGCUGCAAAGCUCAUGAAUUUUUUGCACCUUCGACACCUGCUACUUUUACACCAAAGUUGGUACAAAGUUUUGUAUCUGCAACUCACAAGUAUAUUACUUUUUACAGUGUAUGUUCUAAACUUGCCUCGGGGAAAGAUUCUGAUCUGUAAUAUUAUAUCCAUUAGUUGAUAAUGGACUAGACAAUGACAUGUUAGAUCACUCUUUGGUAUGAAUCGUGCUGUGAACCUUCUUGUAUAAUGAAUGUGCAGUGUAUGUGUUGCACAAAUUUAAGGUCUUGGGAACUUAAUUUGUUGGAGUAAAGGGUUGUUUGAUUGUGA
This is a messenger RNA of Nicotiana attenuata, 1307 nucleotides long. RefSeq names its product 29 kDa ribonucleoprotein B, chloroplastic. NCBI's taxonomy places the organism in Eukaryota, Viridiplantae, Streptophyta, Magnoliopsida, Solanales, Solanaceae. The record is from RefSeq and is a predicted model, not a curated record. The transcript is spliced from 5 exons. Gene Ontology annotation, cellular component: cytosol. Gene Ontology annotation, molecular function: mRNA binding. Bases 53 to 928 code for a protein of 291 amino acids.